AUGACGAGCGUCGCCGUAAGUAUCCGCCAGCGCGUCGUGGCGUUCGAGGCGCCGCUACAGGAGCGCAGAACGCUUCGGCAUCUCAAACGCAUCGUAUCUUCGCACACAGAUGGUUGUGCAUCUACCAAUACCACUUUUACGUCCUACAGCAGCGUCGCUAUCGCCCACGCAGGCGUUUUCCAGUUCCUCACGUUCUUGUUGUCGUCGAAAGGCUCUGCAAUGUACCCAGACGAGACGCAGCAGCUCUUGAAGCUGUUGGCUUCGAUCACUUCUACAACCGCUGCAAACGGCAGGUGUCAAGUCCUUGUGACGCAAACGUUGGAGCCCAAAAAGCAAUGGGAAGAUGCGAGCGCUCACUACUUUGUGGCCGAGACACGAGACAGACCUCGUCGUUGGAUGUAUGUGCUACUUACGUACCGCCCGCAGCAGCUAUUGCCAUUGUACAUGGCGUCGGCUAGACGUGCUGUCGCGUUUGUCAAUGCUGUGGUGGCCCUAGUGACUGCAAACGCCUACGUCUCGACGCUAGGAGGUGGCCACUUUUUGUGUCGCCAUCUGAACCACUCGACGCUGUUGGCCAAGCUGCAGAUUGGCAUUUCCAUGGGACUGCAGGAUCCGAUAUUGGAGAGCAAAUGCAGAGUGAAUCUCAUGUACAACGCGCUGCAGUUGGGCAAAUUCAAGCGGGCAAAGAGGAUCUUGCGACGAGAAGAGCUCGUGGCAGAGCAGCUGGAGAGUGACGAGCUGCGCAAGGUCUGUCAUGCUGCUAGUGUGUACUUGGACAAAAUGGAUCGACUGCACGAAAAGCAGUUGCUGGUCUACAGGAAAAAUGGACACCCUGCAACGCUGCAUGACAAUUUCUACCGCCAGAGGAUCGUCCGCGUAACCAAGUGA
Hyaloperonospora brassicae is the source of this 888-nucleotide messenger RNA. NCBI's taxonomy places the organism in Eukaryota, Oomycota, Peronosporomycetes, Peronosporales, Peronosporaceae. The record is from the annotation of a GenBank genome assembly.